Molecule: messenger RNA, 1028 nt
Organism: Phyllostomus hastatus (greater spear-nosed bat)
Lineage: Eukaryota; Metazoa; Chordata; Mammalia; Chiroptera; Phyllostomidae
Gene: PIN1
Product: peptidylprolyl cis/trans isomerase, NIMA-interacting 1
Exons: 4
Coding region: 28-519 (163 amino acids)
Cellular component (GO): cytosol; nucleus
Molecular function (GO): peptidyl-prolyl cis-trans isomerase activity; protein binding
Source: RefSeq, a predicted model, not a curated record
GGAGCAGGCGCUGCAGCAAGAGGGAAGAUGGCGGACGAAGAGAAGCUGCCGCUCGGCUGGGAGAAGCGCAUGAGCCGCAGCUCAGGCCGGGUGUACUACUUCAAUCACAUCACUAAUGCCAGCCAGUGGGAGCGGCCAAGUGGCAACAGCAGUGGCAGCGGCAAAAAUGGACAGGGGGAACCCACCAGGGUCCGCUGCUCACACCUGCUGGUCAAGCACAGCCAGUCACGGCGGCCUUCAUCUUGGAGGCAAGAGAAGAUCACUCGGACCAAGGAGGAGGCCCUGGAGCUGAUCAACAGCUACAUCCAGAAGAUCAAGUCGGGAGAAGAGGACUUUGAAUCUCUGGCUUCACAGUUCAGUGACUGCAGCUCAGCCAAGGCCAGGGGAGACCUGGGUGCCUUCAGCAGAGGUCAGAUGCAAAAGCCAUUUGAAGAUGCCUCCUUUGCACUCCGGACGGGGGAGAUGAGCGGGCCCGUGUUCACGGAUUCUGGCAUCCACAUCAUCCUGCGCACGGAGUGAGGGAGCAGGUGGCCCAGGCCUGGCCUGUGGGAUGGGCCGGGGGCGGGGUGGCUGGGCCCGCAGACCCUGCUUACUGCCGCCAGCCGAGCAUGGGCGCCCCUCCCUGCUGAUGUCACACAGUAUUUAUUGUUCCCAAAAUGGCUAGGAGAGGGGCUCUGCACCAUUCAGAGCUCCCUGUCUGCCCCAGGUUGGGGCUAUCCCUGCCAGAUUCCCUCCUCUUCAGGAACUGACUUCUGAAGGGCAGCAGUAUGGGUGGGCUCCCAGAGCUCUCAGACCAAGGGGGUGAGGGUUGCCUGUCCCAAAGGGAAGGCCCUGUCAGCUGAGCUGUCCCUUGACCCCCAGGUCCCAGAUCGGGGUAGGAGGGCCUCACUUUGUUUCUGGCUAUGCCAUGUUCCUCUAUUAAAUUGCAAAAAGCAAAUGCUCUGCCCGGGGCUUGGGCUGCCACUGCCUGGGGCCCGCCAAGCAGCAGUGCAGCACCCUCCACACCCUCCAUUAAACCUGGAACCGCU